AUGGACGUAAUCGACCAUCGCAUCAAGGCCUAUCGGUUUGUCGCCUAUGCUGCUGUGGGAUUCUCAGUGGUAGCUGUGCUGUCGGUCUGCGUCACCCUUCCCAUCGUCUACAACUAUGUGCAUUAUGUGAGAAAAUCACUGCAUAAGGAGGCAUCCCUGUGUAAGAUCUCGACAAACUCCGUGUGGGAUGACGUGACAGUUUUGAGGCUGGCCCAUUUCGGUAACAGGACAGCACGUCAAGCAAUAACGAGCUCUGAAGAGAACGGAGGAUGUGAAUCGUGCUGUCGACCGGGACCGCCUGGUCCUCCGGGUCCACCAGGAAGACCGGGAAGACCGGGCCGCCCAGGUGCACCUGGACUUCCUGGGGUUCCUGGUCUACCGCCUCCAGAUGGCAGUUGUGAACCUGUCUCGAUACCACCAUGUGCUGAAUGUCCAGCAGGGCCACCCGGUCCACCUGGAAAACCGGGUCCUCCAGGAGACCCAGGAGAGGAUGGCCAGCCUGGGCCACCCGGUCAAGAUGGUAUUCCAGGCCAGCAAGGAACCAAAGGCCCACCAGGUCCACCAGGAAUACCAGGAAAACCAGGCGAAUCAGGAGAGGUUGGUGAAGAUGCUGAUUGUGAACCUGUUGCUCCUGGUGAUCAAGGUCCACCCGGAGAACCAGGACCAGAAGGACCUCCAGGGGAACCCGGCCUGCAAGGACCUGUCGGAAUGCCAGGCCAGGUGGGUCAGAAAGGAGAAAGCGGAAGUGAUGGUCAACCUGGACUCGAUGGCAGCCCCGGUCGUCCUGGUCCUCCUGGUCCUCCUGGGCGACCAGGCGAGCCAGGAAUUUGCCCGAAGUAUUGCGCUAUUGAUGGAGGGAUUUUCUUUGAAGAUGGAACUCGUCGUUAA
Messenger RNA from Haemonchus placei, 888 nucleotides. The record is from the annotation of a GenBank genome assembly. NCBI's taxonomy places the organism in Eukaryota, Metazoa, Nematoda, Chromadorea, Rhabditida, Trichostrongylidae.